GCAACAGCAACAGCAACAGCAGCAGCAACAGUAGUAGCAGCUGCACCAUGGCCGCCAGCUCGUCCGCCCCUCCCGGCAACUUCGGCCGGCCGGAUCUUUCCUCCUCCCGGGCCGCCGGCCCCGGCGGGGUGGUCUCGCUGGAGGAGGCGUGCCGGCUGUUGCUGGCCCAGCACGUGGUGGCCUUCCCGACGGAAACCGUGUACGGCUUGGCCGCCGACGCGCGGUCCUCCACGGCCGUCGGGCGGAUCUACGCCACCAAGGGCCGGCCAUCGGACAACCCGUUGAUCGUCCAUGUGGCUGGCAAGUCCCAGCUCCGGCAAUUCGUCGACGUGGACGCCCUGCCGCCUGUGGCACACACCCUCAUGAGCCACUUCUGGCCCGGGCCCCUGACGCUGAUCCUCCCCAUCCGGCCGGGGACACUGUCCCACCUGACCACGGCCGGCCUGUCGACCGUCGGCGUGCGCCAGGUUGCCCACCCCAUCACCCAGAAGCUCCUGGAGAUGGUUGACAUCCCGGUGGCCGCCCCCUCGGCCAAUGUGUCCGGGCGACCGUCGCCCACUUGCGCGCAGCACGUCCUCGACGAUUACGACGGCGCGGUCCCCGUGCUGGAGGGCGGUGUCAGCGGGGUCGGCGUCGAGUCCACCAUUGUCGAUUGCACACUUCCCGCCUCGGCGGCCACCGACGAUGGCGGGCUCCCCUGGGUGGCUCUCCUGCGGCCGGGCGGUGUGCCGGUGUCGGCGCUGCUGCCCUUCUGCCGGGUCCGCCUGCCGGAGGCCGACCUGGCGCCCUCCGGCCCAUGCGGCCACGAUGCCCAAGCCACCAGCAUCUCCUCCUCCGGGCAGCAGGUUGUCAGCCUCCCGGCGGCCGAGGCUCCCCGGGCCCCGGGCAUGAAGUAUGCCCACUAUGCGCCCCAGGCGCCGGUUCAGCUGGUGGACGGGUCCACCGGCUUCAUGGUUCGCAUGAUCCACGAGGCGUGGGCUGGGCCCGGCAGCCGGGCCGAUGGGGCCCGGCGGGUCGGUGUCCUGACCACCGACGAGGCGGCCCGGCAGAUCACCCGGCAGCUGGGCUUCCCGGAGGAUGCGUGCGUCCGGCCGGCCCCGGCCUCCUCGAGUGGCGAUGGGCCCCGGUCACCCGGCCCCCCUCCCCCGGCGCGGACCUUCGCCGACAUCCUGCCGAAUGAUGUCCUCCCCCGGGCGCGGAGUGUCCCCCACCCGGAGGACCCGGCCCGCGAGCUGGUCCUCAUCUCCCUCGGGCCGGCGCACGACGUGGAAACCGCCGCCCGGACACUGUACCACACCCUGCGCGAGUUCGAUCGCCUCGGGGCCGAUGCCAUUCUGAUCAGCGCCCCGCGGCGCUUCGAUGCCGACACCGGGGCCGCCGAGGCCGAUCGCGAUGUUGGCCUUGGCCUGGCCUUGGUGAACCGCCUGGUCAAGGCGUCCGCCCACCGGGUAGUCGCCGAGGGGGGCCCGCAAUAGAGCCACAUCGGCGGCGGGAGAGAACGCGCGCGAGAAGGAGGAGAGGCAUGCGCGCGCGCGCGCGCGCCAGUGCGUGCGUACAUGUGCACCUAUGUGCGGGUAUAUGUCCGCAUGUGCCCCUCUCGCCUGCUCCUCCCUCCAGCCCCCCCCCC
Molecule: messenger RNA, 1627 nt
Organism: Fonticula alba
Lineage: Eukaryota; Rotosphaerida; Fonticulaceae
Exons: 3
Coding region: 48-1475 (475 amino acids)
Biological process (GO): regulation of translational fidelity
Cellular component (GO): cytoplasm
Molecular function (GO): tRNA binding; double-stranded RNA binding; nucleotidyltransferase activity
Source: RefSeq, a predicted model, not a curated record